This is a messenger RNA of Aspergillus calidoustus, 1845 nucleotides long. The record is from the annotation of a GenBank genome assembly. Lineage: Eukaryota; Fungi; Ascomycota; Eurotiomycetes; Eurotiales; Aspergillaceae.
AUGGCGCCAAAAUCGCCAUCCCGCGCGCUCCCACCAACCCCCCUCCUAAGCGACAACGUCCACAGCGGAAUCCCCAAGAACCUCGAGGGGGACGCAAAGGUAGCUAAGGAGCGAUUGUACUCUAACAAGACCGUCCCCGACAGUGUUCCCCGCGAACGCGACGUGCCGAGACUGCCGCCGAAUACAACGAGGGCGAAGUUCGAUGCAGCGAUUGCAGAGCUCCGGCAGCGACUUGGGGAUGAACAUGUCCAGUUGAAUGAUAGGCCGUUGGUGGAUGGGUGGUAUAUGGAGCAUCCGAAUACACACGACGCCUUCCACAUCGCCCAGCAAGAAGAACUCGUUUGCAGCGCAGUCGUGUACCCCUCGUCCACCGAGGAAGUGCAAGAAAUCGUCCGUUGGGCAAAUCGCCACACAAUCCCCAUCUACCCGAUCUCCAUGGGCCGCAACAUCGGCUACGGCGGCGCAGCCCCCCGAGUGCCAGGCUCCGUCGUGGUCGACCUCGGGCGCCGUAUGAAUAAAGUCCUCAAGAUAGACGGGAGCAGUGCGUCGUGCAUGGUUGAGCCGGGCGUCUCGUAUUACAAGCUCUACGAGGAGAUUCAGAAAUCCGGCCACCCGCUCUGGAUUGAUUGUCCCGAUCUCGGUGGUGGUAGUGUCAUGGGGAAUGCGCUCGAUCGGGGAGUUGGGUAUACCCCCUACGGCGACCACUUUGCGAACCACUGCGGGAUGGAAAUCGUCCUCCCUACAGGCGAACUCCUACGGACAGGCAUGGGGGCGUUACCGGGCAAGGACGGCGCAGAUAACCCUGUGUGGGAAUCCUUCCAGCCCGCAUACGGGCCCUACUCGGAUGGGAUCUUCAGCCAGAGUAACUUUGGCAUUGUGACCAAGAUGGGAUUUUGGCUUAUGCCUGCGACGGGGAGCUUUUCGUACAUGGUCACCUUCCCGCGCGACGAUGACUUUGAGCAGAUCAUUGAAGUCAUUCGACCCCUGGCUCAGAGAGGUGUGUUUGGGAACAUCCCACAGCUCCGCCACGUCAUCCAGGAACUGGCCGUUACUGGUAAACCGAAGAGUACCUGGUACAGUGGCAAAGGCCGGAUGCCCCGGGACACAAUCGCCGCCUGCGCAAAGACACAGCCCUGCGGAGAUGUCUCGUGGGUCUUUUACGGGUGCCAAUACGGCACAGACGCCGCGAUAAAAGCACAGAUGGAUAUAGUCCGCGAGGCAUUCGGUACGAUCCCUGGAAGCCGAUUCCUGUACGCAGACGAUCUCCCCAAAGAGCACUACCUGCACGACCGGGCCAAGGUCUUUGCGGGCGUGCCUGUCCUCCGCGAACUCGACUGGUUGAACUGGGUGCCCAACGCAGCGCACAUCUUCUUCAGCCCGAUUGUGCCGACACGUGGGAAAGAUGCGAGAGUCGUCCAUAAUAUCAUUGAGAGGUUGCACGUGAAAUGGGGCUUUGAUCUCUUCCCCACACUUACGAUCGCCGGCCGCGAGUCACACUACAUCGGGAACAUCGUGUACAACCGCUUCGACGCAGACGAGAAACGCCGCGCAACGGGACUCAUGCGCGAGCUCAUCGCCGAGUGUGCAGCCGAGGGGUACGGCGAGUACCGGACGCACCUGCUCUUCGCAGACCAGGUCGCUGCAACGUACGGGUGGAAUAACCAGGCGCUGCGCCGGUUCAAUGAGACUAUCAAGGAUGCACUUGAUCCGAAUGGGAUUCUUGCCCCGGGUAGGAAUGGGAUCUGGCCGAGGGCGUAUCGGGGGAAAGGGUGGGAGAUUACGGCUGAUCGGGAUAUCCAGGGGGGUGUUGUGCCUGUCAAAGCGGGUGAGAAGGCGAAACUUUGA